AUGACAGCGCAAGAAGUCAUUCCGGCGAAGGGUGCAUUGGAGAACGACGUGAAGGUAUCAUCUCUUCACCAUGGCAAGAGUGGUUCAGACUCUGGCAGCCAGCGAAUCUCCUUGCCGGUGGAAGCAAAACCUGCAAGAACAUGGCGGUCCUACAUCUGGGACACGUUCGACAAGUCACCCGAAGAACGUCAAUUUCUCUUCAAGUUAGACGCCGUCAUUCUCACAUUUGCUUCUCUUGGCUACUUCAUCAAGUACCUCGACCAAAUCAACAUCCAGAAUGCCUUCGUUUCGGGCAUGAAGGAAGACCUGGGGCUUUACGGCAAUGAACUGAAUUACAUGACUACCUGCUGGACUGUUGGCUACGUUAUCGGAGAAAUUCCAAGUAACAUGCUGCUCACUCGGAUCAGACCGUCGAUCUGGAUACCCGCUUGUGAAGUGACAUGGUCUGUCCUCACGAUUCUGAUGACCAAAUGCACCUCCGCCAACCAGAUCUACGUCCUGCGUUUCUUCAUCGGCCUUGCCGAGAGUGGGUUUUACCCAGGAAUGCAGUACAUUAUCGGAAGCUGGUACCGCAAGGACGAGCUCGCCAAACGCUCGUGCAUCUUCCACUCGAGCAGUGGGAUCGGUACCAUGUUUUCGGGGUACCUCAUGGCAGCAGUCUACCCUCUAGAGGGCAAGGACGGUUUCCAUGGAUGGCAGUGGUUGUUUGUGGUCAACACCAUCAUAAGUCUACCAAUCGCGGUCGCCGGCUUUUUCUUCUUCCCCGAUGUCCCAGAAAUCACCCGCGCCUGGUGGCUGACCGCCGACGAGAUCAAGUUGGCAAAUAAGAGGAUGGCGCUGGAAGGACGGGCCAAACGAGGCAAAUACACCAAGGCGAAGUUUGCGAAGAUCUUCAGCUCCUGGCACAUCUAUGUCCUCACGUUGCUUUACAUUCUCUUCAACAACGGAACCGGAUACGGCAGCCAGCCGGCCUUUGCUUUGUGGCUGAAAUCCAAGGGCUACGGGAUAACCGCUAUCAAUACGUACCCGACCAUCUACGCGGCGAUCGGGGUGUUGUUCACCUACAUAUACGCCUGGACCUCCGACACGGUGUGCAAGGGGGCCCGAUGGCCACCGAUCGUGUUCGCAGGCGUCAUGAACAUCAUACUCAACGCGAGUCUGGCGGCGUGGAAGAUCCCCGACGGCUGGAAGUGGGCCUGCUAUCUCCUAGGGGGCAUAGGAGGAGGCAUCAGCGGACUGACCUUCGCUUGGGCGCACGAAAUCUGCAACGACGACAAUGAGGAGCGGGCAAUAGUGACGGCAACUAUGAAUGAGAUCGCAUAUGUUUUCCAGGCCUGGCUUCCGCUCCUUAUCUGGCAGCAGGUCGACAGCCCGCAAUAUCAGAAGGGUUUUAUCACUAUGGUGGUUGUGGCAGCCGCUAUGAUCAUUACGGCAUUUACGAUCCGCUUUCUACACCACCGCGAGCGUGCCGUGAAGCUACGAGAAGCAGCGAUGGAAUAG
Messenger RNA from Anthostomella pinea, 1500 nucleotides. Lineage: Eukaryota; Fungi; Ascomycota; Sordariomycetes; Xylariales; Xylariaceae. The record is from the annotation of a GenBank genome assembly.